Molecule: messenger RNA, 1556 nt
Organism: Phalaenopsis equestris
Lineage: Eukaryota; Viridiplantae; Streptophyta; Magnoliopsida; Asparagales; Orchidaceae
Product: fasciclin-like arabinogalactan protein 8
Exons: 1
Coding region: 100-1395 (431 amino acids)
Cellular component (GO): plasma membrane
Source: RefSeq, a predicted model, not a curated record
CUACCACCCUCUCCCCCCUUUAACCGCCCUACCCAUUUCUCUGAUAUUAUCCGGUGCACAUUGAGUGAGACACAAAAAAAGGAAGAGGGAGAGAUAGCAAUGGAGAAGGGCAGAGUACCUUCUCUGCUCCUGCUCAUGGCGGUCGCGCUCGCUUCGUGUUUGUCGCCGGCGAUCUGUCACAACAUAACGGCGAUCCUCAACAACUUCCCUGACUACACUGUUCAAAAUAACUACAUGUCUUCCACGAAGAUCGCCGACGAGGUGAACUCCCGUCAGACUCUAACCUGCCUCGUUCUCCCCAAUGCGGUCAUGUCCGCUCUCGCCGCGAACCACAACCCUCCCUCCCUCAAAAAAGCCCUCCAACUCCUCGUUCUACUUGACUACUUCGACCCCCAAAAGCUCCAUGAUAUCGAUGGCGGCACCACCAUCACCACCACUCUCUUCCAAACCACCGGCGAAGCCAUCGGGGAACAGGGUUUCGUCAACAUUACCAAUCUCCGCGGCGGUCGCGUCGCAUUCGGAUCCGCCAUCCCAGGAUCGAAACUUACCUCCGAUUACACCAAAUCCGUUCGGCAAAUCCCGUACAACAUUUCAAUUCUCGAGAUCUCCGAUCCGAUCAUCUUCCCCGGCUUAAUUGACGACGGUGCUGCUUCGGACCGGAAUCUGACCGCCAUUCUCGAGACGGCUGGUUGCAAGAUUUUUGCCUCGCUUAUUUCCUCAUCAGGCAUGAUCAAGAUCUUCCAGGCCGCAAUGGUUACGGGGCUUACGCUUUUCGCCCCGAAUGAUGAGGCGUUCAAGGCGAAAGGAGUUCCCGAUCCGAACUCGCUGAGUAGCGCCGAUCUUGUGACAUUGCUUCAGUACCAUGCCAUAGCUUCUUACAUUCCGAAGGACUCUCUUAAGACGGCGCAUCAUCCGAUCGCCACUAUGGCGUCCGGCGCUGCGGGAAACUACGAGAUCACCGUCUCUGUUCAAGGGGACGACGUCACGAUUCACACAGGUGUGGAUUCUUCCCGCAUUGCUCGCACGGUGCUCGACGAAACUCCAGUUUGCGUUCUGACCAUGGAAAGCGUCCUCCUGCCUGAGGAGCUCUUCGGGAAGGCGCCGGCGCCGGCGCCGGCAGAAGCUAAUGUGACCCCCAUUCCCCAGGGUGCAACGCCUGUUUCCGCACCAGCACCGACACCGAAGCUUGCGAAGGUGCCGACUCCGGCGCCGGCAUUCAUAUCGCCACCUGAGUCGCCGGUGACUGCUCCGGCGACUGAGUCACCGGUGACGGCUCCGGCUUCUGAAUCGCCGGACGAAGCGGCGGAUAAGGAGGACGACAAAUCGUUGGCACUAGUGGUGAAGGUGAGUUCUUCAUUUGUGGGGCUGGCGGCGGCUGUCGCAGUGUUAUGGUGAGCUUUAGCAAGGGCAUAUUUUUAUAUUUUUAAUAGCCACGAAGGAUUUGGAUUUGGAAUUGGUUUUGUUUUUUUUCUCUUUUUUACAUGUUUGGCCUUUUAGCAUAUGAUCUGUUUUACAUGACGAGUUGAUUUCCAUCUGUUUGUUGAAAUUGAAAUCUG